UAUAUUUCUACUGCUUAAUCUGCUAAAACCUUGUGAGCUUGAGGCUUCCUUUCUCCCUAAGCCUAGAGCUUUUCUGUUGCACCCAAUCUAUCAAACUCCAGUUCAAAGUAGUGUACCUGAUUUUUCUUUACUUUGAUUAAUAGAAAACGUAAAAAGCAGAACUAGUACAAGCAGAUUCUCGUUAGACUCAAGAAAUUGAGGACAGUUUUGAGUUGCAAAAAUUGCAUACUCACUGGAUCCAGCGGGCAGACAGAAAGCAAGGAGAAAGAGAUGCUCCAGAAUUUUCCAGCUGUGACAUAUAGUCCAUGGCAGCCAUCUCAAAAUGAUUCCUACUUCAAGUCUUUGCCAUGUGCUUCUCCCGGCAUGGUUGUAUAUAAGAAGUCGCAACAACGGCCUUAUUUGCUUACUCUAAAGUUUGAUCGUAGAUAUCAUGCUACUGGUCCAAGAAGACAAGCAACCAUUUUUUGUACUGAUAGGAGGCAUCCCCAAGGUCGAAACUCUAAGAAACGUGAAGCUGUGCAGCAGAAUGUGGAUCUUCCCCCAGUCCUGCCCAAGAAAAAGAAGAAGCCCUAUCCCAUGCCUCUCAAGAAAAUUCAGCAGGCUUCUAGGGCUGAUAAGAAGCUAGCAGAAAUGGGAAUAGAAAAGAAGCUUGAACCCCCUAAAAAUGGUUUGCUUGUGCCUGACUUAAUUCCGGUGGCUUAUGAAGUAUUAGAUGCUUGGAAACUUUUGAUUAAAGGACUUGCACAGCUUCUCCACUAUGUUCCUGUCCAUGCUUGUAGUGAAUGCUCAGAAAUCCAUGUUGCUCAAAGUGGUCACGACAUUCAGGAUUGCCUUGGCACGACCAACAGUAGUCGCAGAAGCUUCCACUCAUGGGUGAAGGGUUCGAUUAAUGAUGUGCUAAUUCCUAUCGAGUCUUACCAUAUGUAUGAUCCUUUUGGCACACGCAUUAAGCAUGAGACACGAUUCAACUAUGACAGAAUUCCUGCAGUUGUAGAACUUUGCAUCCAAGCUGGCGUGGAUCUGCCGGGAUAUCCUUCGCGGAGAAGGACUAAACCCAUCAGAAUGAUAGGAAAAAAAGUGAUCGACAUAGGUGGAUUAGUUGAGGAGCAUAGACCCUCUGUAGACACAAGUUCAGUAAUUAUGGACCUUGACACCCAUCGGUCUUUUGAACGGUUUGCUCCACCAUUGGAGUCAGAGGUGCCACGUAUUGCCCAGGAGACAAUUGACGCGUAUGAGAAAGUGAAAUGGGGGGUGACUAGGUUGAUGAAGAAGUACACUGUCAAAGCUUGCGGGUACUGUUCAGAGGUCCAUGUGGGGCCGUGCGGUCACAAUGCUAAGCUCUGUGGCGAAUUUAAACACCAAUGGAGGGAUGGAAAACAUGGCUGGCAAGAUGCAACAGUGGAUGAGGUAUUUCCCCCAAAUUAUGUGUGGCAUGUUCGAGAUCCAAAAGGAACCCCUUUGAGGAGUGCACUAAAGAGGUUCUAUGGGAAGGCUCCAGCUGUGGUUGAAGUUUGUAUGCAGGCUGGUGCUCAAAUACCUCACAAGUAUAAGCCUAUGAUGAGGCUAGACAUUGUGCUUCCGGAGAGUGAAGAGAGUCGCCUAGCCGUGUAAGAUUCCUAACUGUUAUACAGGGCCUAAUGUUUGCAGUGCUUGCUAUAUUUAGAUGUAUCUGGACCAAAAUAGAACAGUCACGAUAUUGCUGGAUCGGUUGAGUAACUAGGGAGGUUGCAUUCUGUGUUUUGCGUUUGUAAAGUGAGGAUCAUGGCACCCAUUUCAACUUGGAAUAUCAAUGUCCACAUGAUAUAAUUCAUAUAUUGUCUAUGUUUAAUCUCCGUUA
Nicotiana tabacum (common tobacco) is the source of this 1837-nucleotide messenger RNA. RefSeq names its product APO protein 1, chloroplastic. Gene Ontology annotation, molecular function: RNA binding. NCBI's taxonomy places the organism in Eukaryota, Viridiplantae, Streptophyta, Magnoliopsida, Solanales, Solanaceae. The record is from RefSeq and is a predicted model, not a curated record.